GACAUGAGUGUCAAUUGCUCUCUGUGGCAGGAAAACAGCUUGUCUGUCAAACGCUUUGUGUUUGCCAAGUUCUCUGAGGUCCCUGGAGAAUGCUUCCUCCUGUUCACCCUCAUCCUCCUCAUGUUCUUAGUGUCCCUGAAAGGAAAUGCACUCAUAGCCCUUGCUAUCUGCACCAGUCCAUCCCUGCACACCCCCAUGUACUUCUUCCUAGCCAACUUGUCUCUCCUGGAGAUGGGCUACACUUGCUCUGUCAUACCCAAGAUGCUGCAAAGCCUUGUGACUGAGGCCCGGGGGAUCUCUCGGGAGGGUUGUGCCACACAGAUGUUUUUCUUCAUAUUCUUUGGUAUAACCGAGUGCUGCCUAUUGGCAGCCAUGGCCUUUGACCGCUACAUGGCCAUAUGCGCCCCACUACACUAUGCAACCCGAAUGAGUCGUGGAGUAUGUGCCCAUUUGGCAAUAGUUUCAUGGGGAAUGGGAUGCAUAGUGGGGUUGGGACAGACCAAUUUUAUUUUCUCCUUGGACUUCUGUGGACCCUGUGAGAUAGACCACUUCUUCUGUGACCUUCCACCUCUCCUGGCACUUGCCUGUGGAGAUACAUCCCAAAACGAGGCUGCAAUCUUUGUCGCAGCAGUCCUCUGCAUAUUCAGCCCAUUUUUACUGAUCAUUUCUUCCUAUGUCAGAAUUCUGGUUGCAGUGUUGGUGAUGCCUUCACCUGAGGGACGCCAUAAAGCUCUUUCCACCUGUUCCUCCCACCUACUUGUAGUUACACUCUUCUAUGGCUCAACAUCUGCCACCUACUUGAGACCCAAGUCUAGCCACGCACCAGGAAUGGACAAACUCUUGGCCCUCUUCUAUACAGCAGUGACAUCCAUGCUAAACCCCAUCAUCUAUAGUUUACGGAACAAGGAAGUAAAGGCAGCACUGAGAAGAACUCUGGGACUGAGAGAAGUUCUGACAAUGAAUAGGUGA
Molecule: messenger RNA, 969 nt
Organism: Acomys russatus (golden spiny mouse)
Lineage: Eukaryota; Metazoa; Chordata; Mammalia; Rodentia; Muridae
Product: olfactory receptor 10C1-like
Exons: 1
Coding region: 4-969 (321 amino acids)
Biological process (GO): G protein-coupled receptor signaling pathway
Cellular component (GO): membrane
Molecular function (GO): G protein-coupled receptor activity; olfactory receptor activity
Source: RefSeq, a predicted model, not a curated record